AUGGGUGCAUAUUUUCGAGUUUCUACAAUUUUUAUUUUCUGUUUGCUUGGAUUUUCAGCCAAUGCUGAGGUAUUCAGCAUUAGUUCCUCUUCAGGUUCUGAUAUUACUCAGGCACUUCUGAAAGCAUUCACAUCGGCAUGCCAAUCUCCCUCUCCGAGCAAAGUAGUGAUCCCAAAAGGAGAGUUCAAGCUCGGUGAAAUCGAGAUGAGGGGUCCAUGCAAAGCUCCUAUCGAGAUCACCAUUCAAGGCACUGUCAAAGCUGACGGUAACGCCAUCCAGGGGAAGGACAAAUGGGUUGUCUUCGGUAACAUUAAUGGGUUUAAGUUGAACGGUGGUGGAGUUUUUGACGGUGAAGGAAACGCAGCUUGGAGAGUCAAUAACUGUCACCAGACAUUCAACUGCAAGAAACUCCCCAUCAGUAUAAGAUUUGAUUUUGUGGAGAACUCUGAGAUCAAAGACAUAUCAUCAAUAGAUGCCAAGAACUUCCACAUCAACAUUCUCGGAGCCAAGAACAUGACCAUGGAUAACAUCAAGAUCACCGCUCCAGAAGACAGUCCCAACACUGACGGUAUCCACAUGGGAAGAAGUGAUGGGAUCAAGAUCCUUAACUCCUUCAUCUCCACAGGAGACGACUGCGUCUCCAUUGGAGAUGGGACGAGUAACGUUCACGUGGAGAAAGUCACAUGCGGUCCAGGACAUGGGAUCAGUGUCGGAAGCCUUGGAAGGUACGGAAAAGAGCAAGAUGUUAGUGGUAUUAGGGUUGUGAACUGUACUCUCCAAGAGACUGACAAUGGACUUAGGAUCAAGACAUGGCCAUCAGCUGCUUGCUCCACCACUGCCUCUGAUAUUCAUUUCGAGGAUAUCAUUGUUAAGAAUGUUUCCAACCCAAUCCUCAUCGACCAGGAGUACUGCCCUUGGAACCAAUGUAACAAGAAGAAAGCAUCAACGAUUAAGCUUGUGAACAUAAGCUUCAAGAAGAUCAGAGGAACAUCAGGGAACAAAGACGCAGUGAAGCUAUUGUGCAGCAAGGGAUAUCCAUGCCAGAACGUCGAGAUUGGAGACAUUGAUAUUAAGUACAGUGGAGCUGAUGGUCCAGCUACUUUCCAGUGCUCAAACGUAAGUCCCAAACUCUUGGGAGCUCAGAGCCCUGCAGCUUGCAGCAGUCCUGUGACCAAGCUACCCCAAUAA
Eruca vesicaria subsp. sativa (arugula) is the source of this 1188-nucleotide messenger RNA. The record is from the annotation of a GenBank genome assembly. NCBI's taxonomy places the organism in Eukaryota, Viridiplantae, Streptophyta, Magnoliopsida, Brassicales, Brassicaceae.